AUGUCAAACGUUUCUAAAACUUCCAGCACAAAAUCUGUCAUUACUACUGAUGUUGGUCUUGCUUAUGGCGUAUCAAAAAUACACGGUGUCAAUCCAGUCCUUUUAAUCGAGAAAAUUCUGAGAGAACGAAUAUUAUACUCGUUGUACUGGCAACAGCCCUGUGUUACAUUAAAUUUAAUGACACUCCUCGAUGAAGUGGUAUUUAAUGUUAAAUUAAUAGGCACAUACUCUGAUGCUGGAAAGGUGCGACCUACGAGAUUCAUUUGCAUUAUUCUUCGACUUCUUCAAAUUCAACCUACAUCCGAUAUCAUCGCUUAUCUACUGCAACAAAAUGAUUUUAAAUACUUGCAAGCUAUUGCAGCAUUAUAUGUUCGCAUCACGAUGAACAGUAUUGAUAUUUAUAAAAAUCUUGAGCCACUUCUAUCAAAUUACUGCCGCCUCCGAAUUUAUGAUAGUGGAAAAUCAUAUAUAAUACAUAUGGAUGAAUAUAUAGAUAAUUUGUUGACCGGUUCAAGCUUUUGCGAUUUGACUUUUCCCAGAAUAGUUAGACGAGACCAGUUGGAAGAAACAGGAAAAUUAGACGAGAGGUUAAGCUCCAUACGUGAUGACUUUGAGAAAGAAGUUGAGGAGCAGGAGGAGGGGCAGCUUUAA
Brettanomyces bruxellensis is the source of this 651-nucleotide messenger RNA. RefSeq lists its product as uncharacterized. The transcript has a single exon. Lineage: Eukaryota; Fungi; Ascomycota; Pichiomycetes; Pichiales; Pichiaceae. Bases 1 to 651 code for a protein of 216 amino acids. The record is from RefSeq and is a predicted model, not a curated record. Gene Ontology annotation, cellular component: precatalytic spliceosome.